GAGGGAGAGAGAGAAAGAGAGAGAGAGAGAAAGAGAGAGAGAGAGAGAGGCAUAGAAGCGAAGAGGGUGGGGGAAAAGGAAUCACACAUGAGGCUAUCUUUCUCUCUCUUUGAUAUUUUACCCCGUCGUCUCCGGGGAAGGAAAUCAAGGUGACCAUUUCUUUGCUGCUUUGUUGUGUUUUGAAGAGAGAGAGAGAGAGUAGAGCCUUGUUCUAGUGUCAUUUUCCGAGAUACACUCUCGAGGAACACACACCCAAAUCCUCCCCUUUCCAUGCCUUUUCUGUAUAUUUCUUUUUUAAUUUUCCGUCCAUUUGCUCAACAACACGCAAAUCUAUUCUCUUCCAUCCCCAUCUCUUUUUUUCUCUCUUUAUGGCAUGUCUGUUUGAUGAAGUUGGAAGAGUCUUUCUUCACUUCGCCCUUCUUUAGGAACUCACCUUUGGCACAUACCAAGGAGUUGUUUCAUAGCUUUUCAUUCCUCUAUCAAUCCAAAUCUCUCUCUCCACCUGAGAAAAGUUUCAUUUUUCCCGGAUUUCUUGGGCACCAAGUUGGACUAGCUUGAGAAAAAGCCACCAUUUAGAGAGAAAAUCUAGUGAAGAUGCCCUUGGAAGGAGUUUUCAUUGAACCCUCUUCAAACCCAGUCCCGGAUCUUUCUCUUCACAUAAGCCCUCCCAACAACACUUCUUCUCCCACAUCAAUUUGCAAUAUUAGCAGCAAUGAAGGAGGUUCAAACACCAAUCUUUUGGGCCAAUGCCAAGCUCUUAAAUCUGACUCUAACACCUCCGUAAGGAGCAACUUGCAAGCUUACACCGAGCUUUCUUUAGCACACGCAGCAAAUGUGAUGGAUGAAGACGGCCGAUGUUCGAGGAAUUUCACAGUUGGAGCUGAUCAAGAACAACUGCACAACCCAUAUCAUCAAAAUCGUCAUCAUCAUCUCAGCCACCACCCUAAUAACAAUUUAAAUCACAUAAAUCAUGGGGUUUCACUGCUCGAUGUAUCCGAUGUUCUGAGGCCAAUAAAAGGGAUUCCGGUCUAUCACAAUCGUUCCUUUCCCUUCUUGCCUUUGGACCAUUCCAGAGAGAAGGAUUCAAGGAUGAACUUGUACCAAUUGUCAUAUCCCUCUUGGUCUUCGUCCUUGGCACCAUCUUCUUCUUGUUCCUCUUUGUGCUCUUCUUCUGUUUCACACCCUCCUUCACCUUAUUUUGGAGGAGGUUUGGAUCCCAUGUCAAUCUUGAAUUCCGGACCUAAUACUUCUUCAUCAGCCUAUCGGAUAGCGGCUGCAGCUAGGCUCAAUGGGCUCUCGUCGGAUGCGUUCAAAUCCCAUCAACUACACCAUCACCAUGUCCCUAGUCACCAUGGAGUUGGGCCUUCUGAGGCUUCACAUGGGAUGAUGAGAUCAAGAUUCAUACCCAAGCUCCCUACUAAGAGAAGCAUGAGGGCUCCCAGGAUGCGCUGGACAAGCACUCUUCACGCUCGAUUCGUUCACGCCGUGGAGCUUCUCGGCGGCCAUGAAAGGGCUACUCCAAAGUCAGUUCUUGAGCUCAUGGAUGUUAAGGAUCUCACACUAGCUCAUGUCAAAAGUCAUUUACAGAUGUAUCGAACAGUUAAGACCACUGACAAGCCUGCAGCUUCUUCAGGCCAAUCAGAUGGGUCUGGUGAAGAAGACAUCUCCCCAAUGGGCAAUGCCAGCGACUGUGGCUUAUGCCGAUUCACCGAUCAAAGAGGAGCCUCGGAGGGGUCUCUGCAACAGGAAAUUGACUACCCUUCUACAAAUUUGUGGAGUAACUCGUCAAGCAGUAGAGAGGCUUGGUUGCAGCAAAACUCUAGUGAGAUGGAUGGGCUCAAAACAGCAUCUUUUCCGUCACAACAAAGAUCGGGACAUCAAAUAGAGGAAUGCAAUUCAACUCUACUGAAAGACUACCUAGGGCCUAAUCUGGAUUGUAAAAACCCGAGCUUGGAGUUCACGCUAGGCAGACCGGAUUGGCACGGAAAAGAGCAUGACUGAUACGAUACAUCUGGCUUCCUUGAUUUUUGAUUUUGCUUUCUGGGAUUGCUUCAUUGUCUUCAUGAACGAUAAGAAGGAAUAUAUUUAUAAAGAAGUGUUGGUGAGGAAGAAGCAGCCAUAAUUCUUCUAGAUUUGUGAAUGAUAAGUGUCUUUUGUAUUUAUGUAUUAUCCCUUCUGGGGAUGCUAUGAGUGGCUAAAGCUACACUUCCAUUAGAGUUGAUGUGGUUGUACACGUGAAAAACAAGAGAGAAAGAGGUGACAAGAAAAGGAAAAUGAAUAUGGAAUUAUUGGUGGUUUAUUGAGUUCAUAUAUGGUUAAAUCUUUCUUCCUGUGGC
Vitis riparia (riverbank grape) is the source of this 2336-nucleotide messenger RNA. RefSeq names its product transcription repressor KAN1. Gene Ontology annotation, cellular component: nucleus. The transcript has 6 exons. NCBI's taxonomy places the organism in Eukaryota, Viridiplantae, Streptophyta, Magnoliopsida, Vitales, Vitaceae. The record is from RefSeq and is a predicted model, not a curated record. Bases 595 to 2001 code for a protein of 468 amino acids. Gene Ontology annotation, biological process: abaxial cell fate specification; regulation of DNA-templated transcription. Gene Ontology annotation, molecular function: transcription cis-regulatory region binding.